Molecule: messenger RNA, 9805 nt
Organism: Lates calcarifer (barramundi perch)
Lineage: Eukaryota; Metazoa; Chordata; Actinopteri; Centropomidae
Gene: col7a1l
Product: collagen type VII alpha 1-like
Exons: 110
Coding region: 367-9528 (3053 amino acids)
Molecular function (GO): protein binding; serine-type endopeptidase inhibitor activity
Source: RefSeq, a predicted model, not a curated record
CACUCAGAUACCGACACCUGGAUACACACAUUGAUUCCCAUGUCCCUUUCAGUCUGUUAUCUCUGAUAACACCCUCUGCAGGAAUCUUUUUUUUUAAUUAUUUUAUUUUAUUUUAUUUUUUGCUUCUCUUGGAUAAAACUUUUUUUGUGUGUGUGUGUGUGUUUUAGGGGUAUAUUUUUCCUCUCCCAGCCCUCAAGAGAUCACCUGGAUUGGGAAGAUAAUGAUGAUCCACUUGUCUGCACUGAUAAGAGGAAAGAAGAGUUGGAAUUGAUGAUCGUAGAGUGGAGUUUAGGAGGGGGAUUUGUGAAGAGAAGAUCUGGGAGGAGGAGCAGGUGAUCGAAGGAGGAAGAGGAGGAGAAGAAGAAUAUGGGCUGCUCUUCUGUGUGGAUCUUUCUACUGUCCCUUUUUCUCUCUCAUCAAAGAGUCACCGCACAAACUGAAGCAUGCAGGACGGUGGUACAAGCAGACAUAGUUUUUCUGGUGGAUGAGUCAUGGAGUGUGGGUCAGACCAGUUUCUCCAGCGUUAAAGGCUUCAUAUCAGCCAUCAUCUCCUCCUUCCAGGACAGCGUGGUGGGAGCUGAGGGGGUCCGCUUUGGCGUCACUGUGUUUGGGGAUGUCCCGAGGAUGAGGAUUGCUUUGACAGACUAUGGUUCAAUGGAGGAGGUGCUCAGAGCCAUCAGAGACCUUCCGUACGAAGGUGGCUCCAGGAGGAUUGGUGACGCCCUCCAGUAUCUAGUGGACCCUGUUUUCAGCCCCGCCAUCAGUCGAGAUCAUGCCCCGAAGAUUGCUGUUUUGAUCACAAACGGACGCUCAGACGACAAGGUUGAUGCCGCAGCCAGAGCUGUAGCUGACAAUGGGAUCUCUCUCUUUGCAGUAGGUGUUAGGGGAGCUGAUCAAUCAGAGCUCAGGAGGAUUGUGUCAGAACCACAAGAAGAACACUUGUUGCUGGGUACUGAAUUCUCUCUUCUGGAAACCCUCCUUCCAAAACUGUCCCGCAGAGUGUGUUUUACAGCUUCUGAGCCACCACGUCCUGUUAAAACCUACCAACCUGUUGAGGAGCGUUUAGUGGGCCCCAGAGACCUGCAGGUCAGUGAGUUGGCUCACAGCUCCCUCAGACUGACAUGGAGCCAGGCCACAGGUGAUGUCACUGGAUAUCGCCUCCUGGUCACCCCUCUCACCUCCAGGGGACAUCUGCUCGCACCACAGCAGAGACAGAUUGAUCUGAAGGCAGAUGUGAGCACAGCACUGGUGACAGAGCUGAGUCCUAAAACAGACUAUUCCCUCACUGUCUAUGCCAUCUACCCCAGCCUCAUAGGAGACUCUGUGACAGUCACCACUCAGACAACCCCUUUACCCCAGGUGUCAAACUUCCGUGUUAUUGAGGAGGGUUUGUUUUCUCUGCGCCUGGGCUGGACACCUCCUUUAGGGAAGCUCAGUGGAUUCAAGAUUUUCAUCCCACGAUCCAACCGACCAGGAUUUACUUAUGAGCAGCUGCUUCCUGGGGACACCUCCUCUCAUGUGAUUGACAGCCUGGAGGAGGAUAAGAAGUACACUAUCAGUAUUUAUGCUGUUUACCCCCAGGGACCUAGCGAACCUGUUUCAAUAGUGGGCAAGACAUUAAAGCUGGUGCCAGUUCAGCAGUUCCUGGUCCAAAACGCCACCACAGACACUGUCCAGGCGAGGUGGGCUUCAGUUAGAGGUGCCACAGGAUACCGCCUGACAUGGGCGUCCCCAGAUGGUCACAUAGAGAACAUAAACCUGGGAGACAACUUUAACUUCUACAUGAUCCAGGGCCUCCGUCCAGGCUCUGAGCACACCAUUACCAUCAACCCCAUUUUUGGAGACAUCGAGGGUCCUGUCACCACCACCACAGUCAAAACAUUGGAAAGCAGUGCAGUUCAGACUCUGAAGGUAUCUGCUGUGACCACCAGCACUGCUGUCAUCUCAUGGAACAGUGUCCCAGGAGCCACCGGAUACAGACUGGCCUGGGGACCCACCCCAGAGUUUGUUGGUCGGGACCGUCCCAGGCAGUUGGCUCUGAAUGGCAGCACCACAGAGUAUCACCUGAAGAAUGUAGCCCAUGAUACAGAGUAUGUCCUGACUCUCUAUGUGCUGUUUGGAUCUGUGGUGGGGCCUGGUAUCACCGCUACCUUCAGAACCUCUCCUUUGGGGUAUGUGUCCAACUUCAAGGUGACAUCCUACACCAGUACCAACAUAGAUGUGGAGUGGAGUCCCAUUGUAGGAGCCACAGAGUACAAACUCUCUUGGAACACAGAUGAUAGCAGCCUCCAGUCCCGUUACCUGGACCGCAGUGUUCUCUUCCACCGUAUCGAAGACCUGAACCCACAGUCCACCUACAUAAUCACCAUCUGCGCAGUAUACGGCAACUCAGAAGGACCAGAAAUCUCCUUAUCUCAGCUCACAGCUGCUGUCUCAGACUCAGAGCCAAUCCAGGCAGUGAAGGGGGUGAAGGUUGUGGACAUUGGAAUUAACUUCUUCACCUUGUCUUGGAGAAAAACACCAGGGGCAUCUGGGUACAAAAUAACCUGGAUCCCCUUUCUGGGGGGUGAUGAGAAGUCCCACGUGGUACCUGCUGCCUCCACUACCUUCACCAUUCGCAAUCUGCGGGAGAGCUCGGCUUAUAAGAUCCAGGUGUCCUCCAUGGUGGCCAACAGGGAGGGAAGCCCAGUUCUGGUUACUGCACGCACCUUGGAUCUUCCAAAAGUGAAUGGCUUUGCUGCUCUGAACACCACAGACAGCAGCACUGUUCUGAACUGGACUCAAGUGGCAGGCGUCUCUGGUUACCUUCUCUCCUGGAGGCACAUCUCAGUGUUGGACACUAAAACAGAGAUCCUGGGUCCUGGUUUCUCCUCGUACAAGAUCAGUGAUCUCCUGUAUGGCAGAACGUAUAUUUUCACCAUUAGACCUUUGUACGGAGAAGUGGAGGGGCCUAUAAGCACAGUGUAUCAAAGAAUAUUGGGACCGGAUCCUCCGGUGGUAACAGUCCAGUCUGUGCCAGCCACGGCAGCCCCCCAGUUCCCUCGUAUUACGACUGCCUCACAGACUGCCUCCACCACCGACACUACCAUCGCUCACACAGCCACCAGGACCACCCGGCACCCCAUUGCUGUGCCACCAGUUAAAACUAUAACCACCAAGAAGCCCUCAGGUCAGCCAAGUGUCACAGAAGCCAAAAUAGCAGCCGUCACCUCCCUUCAAUUAACCACAGUCAGUGCAGAGACAACAGCUGCACCACAACCAGUGUGUGGUAAGACCAAAGCAGACAUAGUAUUCUUAGUGGAUGAGUCCUCCAGCAUUGGUGCCAACAACUUUAUCAAGAUGAAGGAGUUCAUAUUCCGGGUGGUCACUUACUUCCCUGUCAUUGGUCCUCAAGGCACACAGAUAGCUGUGGUUCAUUACAGUGAUGAGCCCCGAAUUGAAUUCCAUCUAAGUGACUUCAAAGACAGAAACUCUGUGCUCCGGGCACUCAGGGCCCUUCGUUAUGGAGGGGGUAACACUAAAACAGGGAAAGGUAUCGGCUACGUUCUGCAGGAGCUGUUCCAGGAGUCUCUGGGGAUGAGGCAGGAUAUGCCCCAUGUUCUGGUUGUGAUUACAGAUGGCAGGGCCCAAGAUGAUGUGUUGCCACCGUCCAGAAUUGCUCGAGCUCUAGGUGUCAGUGUCUUGGCAGUUGGAGUUUCUAAUGCAGACAUCGAUGAGCUGAAUAAAAUAGCAGCUCCCACCACUUACAAGAAUAUCUUUUUCUCACCAACCUUUGAUGACUUUCCUUCAAUAGAGAGAGAAUUUAUCAAUAGCAUCUGUAGUGAUGAACUCCUCUCUGAGUUCAAACUAAAUGAUGAGUUCGCUCAGUUGGACACGCCAACUGAAGACCCAGAGGAGCUGCCUAAGCCUCAGGGUCCUUGCACCUCCCAGUGUAUGAAGGGCCAGAAAGGUGAAAAGGGGGAUGGUUUUGGUCUUGGAGGUCUGAGAUUUAGGCAAAGCCCCGGACAGUAUGAUCCAUUCACUUCCUCCAAAGGAGAGAAGGGAGAGAGGGGACCUCCAGGAACAGAUGGUAUUCCUGGGUUGCCUGGACGACCGGGGAGAACUGGACCCCCAGGUUCUGCUGGCCAGCGGGGCUCUCAAGGCAUUCCAGGUGAUAUGGGUCUUCCUGGACUCCCUGGUCCAAAGGGACAAAGAGGAGAGAGAGGAGAGCCUGGGUAUGUUAUAGCUGGCACGGACGCUAAUUUCGUUCCUGGUCGAAAAGGAGAGCCGGGAUCUUCAGGUCCCCAGGGACCUCCUGGUGUACCAGGUGUCAAUGGAUCUCCAGGCCUGCCCGGCCAGCAAGGACCUCCAGGGUCACCAGGAAUAUCUAUCAAGGGUGAUCCUGGGGAGCCGGGAGCAAAAGGUUUACGUGGGAAGCAGGGCGUGAAAGGAGACAAAGGAGAGGCAGGAAAAGAUGGUAUUGCAGGUUUGCCUGGUCCCAUUGGCAUAGAUGGGGUACCAGGAUUACCGGGUCAGAAAGGAGAGAAGGGUGAAGAGGGCAUUGGCAUACAAGGUAUUCAGGGUCCUCGUGGACAGCCGGGAGAGAAGGGAAAUAUUGGCUUAACGGGACCAGUUGGCCCAAAGGGUGAUCGUGGAGAACAAGGAAUCCAAGGAAUCAUUGGACCUCGGGGGAAGAAGGGAUUCAAAGGGGAGCAAGGGGACAAGGGGGACCGAGGAGAGAUGGGACCAAUAGGACCACAAGGACCCACAGGACUGACAGGGCCAGUGGGGUUAAAAGGAGAUGAGGGUCCAAGAGGAGUUCCUGGAGAUCCUGCCAAGGGUAUAAUUGGUCCAACUGGAAAAAAGGGUGCCAGGGGAGACAUCGGUCCAGUCGGCCCCACAGGUCCCCAGGGAAUAAAGGGUGAUCGCGGAGACAAAGGAGAAAAGGGCAGUCCUGGUUUUGGAAUUCCAGGACAGCAGGGACCAAAGGGAGAGAAUGGCGAGAGGGGAAAUGUUGGUUUGUCUGGAAAACCAGGACCAAAGGGGCAUGAUGGUGCUAAAGGUGACAAAGGAAAUAUUGGAUUACCCGGCAAUCCUGGAGAACCAGGAUUAAGAGGUAAAGAUGGUGCAUCUGGAACUAAAGGAGACCAAGGAUUUAAGGGUGAACAAGGACCACCUGGAGAGCCUGGUGACAGAGGAAUCAGGGGUCCACUGGGGUUACCAGGACGACCAGGGGACCCGGGAGAAAAAGGAGAUUCUGGGAAACCUGGGUUGCCAGGUACUGAUGGAAAGAAAGGCGACAAAGGAGAGCCAGGAAAACCUGGGCCUCCGGGAACACAAAUUGUUUCAGACAACAAUAUCCUGACCAGAGUGAUCAAGGGUGAACCAGGAGAGCCUGGUCAGCCUGGGUUGAGAGGAGAAACAGGUCUGCCUGGACCACGAGGUCCUGAAGGUAAACCAGGCUUACCAGGAUCAUCUGUGGGUGGUUCUGGAAGAGAUGGACUUGAUGGUUUACCAGGGAAACCAGGAGUGAAGGGUGAACCUGGCCAAAAGGGUGAGCCUGGUUUGAGGGGCGAAAAAGGAGACCAGGGCAGGGUUGGGAUUGCAGGAAUGCCUGGCUUACCUGGAACUCCAGGGAGACCUGGCAUCGAUGGGAAGAGGGGCCUGCCAGGAAAAGAUGGAGAAAGGGGACCGAAAGGAGAUGAUGGCAAAAAGGGGGACAAGGGAGACACUGGUGAAAAUGGUAAAGAUGGCAGUAAGGGGGAACCAGGACCUCCGGGUUUGCCUGGUAGGCAAGUGCUCGUCACUCCAGAGGGUGCCACCAUUGACGAAAUCCGACAAGCAUUUCCAAUCCCAAUGGGUCCUCCAGGAGCUACUGGUUCACCAGGAAUGAAGGGUGAUAAAGGAGAAAGUGGCAUCAAAGGAGAGAAGGGCGAUGCUGGAGCUCCUGGAAAAUCUAUUGGGAUGAAGGACAUUGAAAUAAUGUUUGAAGCCUAUGGCAUAAGGCUGCCUUUGCUGAAGGCUUUGAUUGACAGGCUGCUGCAGGAUGGAGUAGAGGAGCUGCUUCAUGUGCUCGGCACCACCAAGAAAACAAAAGAAAACACAGGCACUCACACCUCCAACGUCAUCACUGAGUACACAAGUCCAGUAAAAUUUGACCUUGCCAGCCAGCAGCUGUCAGAGUUGGACAUCACUGAAGACCCAGAUGUAGACAGCCAGUUCCCAAAAUCUUUGUCAGUUGAGCCUUUAAAUGAAACUGCAGAGGGUCCUACUUCAUGGACUGGCAUCACACAAAGUGGAGAGCAGGAGCUCAACAGGACUGAGACCAAGUUGAAGGGAUCCACAGGGAAGAAGACAGUAGAUGGAGACAGUGAUGAAGUGUCUUCAGUAAAAAUGAACCUGACUGUUGUCAGCUCUACUUUCAAUUAUACUACUGCCCAGGAGACAGUUUCAGAUUUACCUGAAACUGUGGUGGACACAGUUCUCCUCACUCAGGAAGACUCUCUGAAGAAGAAUUCAGGUCAAAAGAAGAAGAAUAGGGAACGGGGAAAGGGCAAAGGAAAUAAAGGACGACAUAAGAGGCAGAGACAGCGCCUGACAAGUGAAGAGAACAAACAAGAAGAAGAAGAAGAGGAGUUUUAUAAUGGUGAAGAAUACAGUUAUGAAUACGAGGAAGAACUUUCCACAGAUGACCCCUCAGUCUUGCAGGAGAGCAGAGAGCUUGAAGUCCAAACAGAGGAAUUCCCUCAUCCGGCGGAUAAAAAGGAGGAACAAUUACCCACUCACAGUCCUCUCCAGUCAGAAACAUCAGCAGACACCUCCAGUCAUCCUCUGACUUCCUCCUCAGACAGAGAAACAGACGCACAGGCUGUCUUGACAACCACAGAGCCACUAUCUCAACCCAUGGAGGAUAUAGAAAAGGAUGAAGUGUCUCUGCCAACACCUCCUCUCACAACAGAAGAACCAGACAAGGUGCCUCAAUCUCAAAUCAGGGUGAGAAGAAGCGCCCCCUGGCCUGAUUCCAUGGUCUUCAUGCCAGGUGCCCCCGGUGGACGAAAUCGAUUCAAGGAGGCACAAAAACGUGUGUCCUCUGGAGCUCAAGGUUACAACAGCUUCAAUACACAUUCCAGGAGGGAGAGGAAAGAAAGAAGAGAGAGGCAAAGAUACAGUGAGACAGAAAGAGAGUUUCAUAUUGAAAUACAGGGACGAGGAGACCACCAGACUAAAGCUGAAGAGGCUGGAGAAUGGGAAAUAGGAAAAGAGAAAGGAGCAGAGCCAGGUGGAUAUACAGAAACAGCCCCAGAUCCAGUCUACGAUGAGGAGGAGAGGAGCGGAGAUUACGACUGGGAUGCCGAGGAGGACGUGGAUCGAGAGAGGGAAGGGGAGGAGGAGGGGGACCUGGAGAGGCAGAGGGAGAGAGAGAGGCUGGAGAUGGAGAGGGAGAGAGAGGAGCUGGAGAGGGAGAGGGAGGCCGAGCUGGAGCUGGAGAGAGAAAAGAUGGAGAGGGAGAAGGAGCUGGAGAGGGAGAGGCCUGAGCAGGAGGGAGGGGAGAGGGACUUGGAGAGGGAGAGGGAGGAGUGGGAGAGGAGGAGGAUGGAGAUAGAGAGGGGGAGAGGGGGGGGUUAUGAUGAAGAAACUGGACAGCCAUACCCAUAUCCUCCAGAGUAUUUUUUCCUCAAGGGACAACCAGGGGAGACUGGAAGGCCAGGACAAAAGGGUGAAAUUGGUGAAAAGGGACAAAAGGGAGAGCCAGGCAUCGGCCACAGAGGGCCAGAAGGCCAGGCUGGUCCUCCAGGACAGAAGGGUGAACCAGGUGAGCAAGGGCCUCCAGGUGCUCAGGGCAUCCAGGGUAUCCGUGGUAAUGCAGGCAUCCAAGGCUCCCCAGGCCUUAGGGGUCUGCCAGGGGACCCAGGGGAACCAGGCAGAGAGGGUGAACGGGGUAAAAGGGGGAGGAAUGGAUCACCUGGAGCUCCUGGAUCUCGUGGAGAACCAGGACCUAAAGGUCCUCCUGGUGAACCUGGAGUAAAAGGAGUAAAGGGUGACAGUAUUCCAGGAGAGCCUGGUGCCAGGGGUUUGGCUGGUUUCCCAGGCAGAAGGGGUGAAAAAGGCACUCCAGGUGUUAAGGGAAUCCCAGGACACAUAGGUCCAAAAGGUUUGCGUGGCAACAAAGGUGAAAAGGGAGAGCGUGGGUUACCUGGAGUCAGAGGAGAAAGGGGGAGUGUGCUUCAAAUCCAAGGGCCCCGUGGAUUUAAGGGUUCCAAAGGAGAGGCGGGGGAGCGAGGCCCACCAGGUUUUGAUGGUGACAAGGGAGAGAAGGGCGAAGAUGGUCCUCCUGGAGUCAAGGGCUUAAAGGGUGAUGCAGGUACCAAGGGUGCACUGGGACGGUUUGGAGCUCGAGGACCUGUAGGCCAGAAGGGAGAUCCAGGAGAGCCAGGGCUCAAUGGAGUGAUGGGUCGUAAUGGGGAUCAUGGAAUAGAUGGAACCAAAGGGGACAAAGGGGACAUAGGACUGCAAGGCCAAAAGGGCGAUCAGGGUGAUCCAGGAGAACCAGGCUUACCAGGAGACAAAGGGGAGAAAGGAGAGAAGGGUUUCAGAGGUUUACCUGGUCGCAUUGGGAGCCCAGGCCUGGAUGGAGAAAAGGGAGAUAUGGGCAUACCUGGCACCCCUGGUAUGCCUGGACUGAAUGGACUUACAGGCCGCAAGGGUGACAAAGGAGAAGGUGGGGUCAAUGGUGCAGAUGGCGAUCCAGGAGUGAAAGGGGAUAAAGGUGCAGCAGGUUUCCCAGGUUUCCCAGGUUUUAAGGGCUCAGCAGGGAGUCCAGGGAGGGAUGGAGAUGAGGGGCAACCAGGGCCACCAGGACCCCGUGGGGACACUGGACCUAAGGGGGAGAGGGGGAGAAAAGGCAGAUUGAAGCCAUGUCAGAGGGGAGCACCUGGGACACCAGGACAAAGAGGAGAGAGUGGUUUAGUGGGGAAUGGUGGAGCAAAGGGAGAGAAGGGAGAGCCUGGACUGUCAGCCAAAGAUGUGAAGGAUCUAGUCACCCAGGAGGUGAUAGAAAAGUGUGGGUUGGAAUACAAGUUCAUGGUAAAGUCUGUGGAUCCAGAUGGAACAACCGCAGUGACUGACAAUAAAAAUGAGCCAGAUGAUGUAGUGAUGUCCCUCUCUCAUGACCUUCAAGAAGGGGUAGAGGAAGUAGUUGAACAGGUGGAAGAGGAAGAAAUGACCAGUCCUACCCCUGCGAUCCACAGUGAAGAAGGGAUGCAACCAAACAGCACUGAUUCUCUUGAGGGAGGGACUGUGGAGUGGGGACAGAGAAAGAAAAGAAGGGUAUUUGGAACAAACACUGCUGCAGUAGAUCGCUGCCUGGAGCCGAUGUCAGAGGGGGCCUGUUCAGAGUAUGCUCUGCUCUGGUACUUCCACCCUCACUCAGGGGACUGCCGACCGUUUGUGUACGGGGGCUGCGGUGGCAACCGAAACCGAUUCUCCUCAAGACAAGAGUGCCAGAGCUGGUGUGGGACGGAGAGGAGAGGCACUGAACCCUGGAGCUGAAACCAGCAACCCAGGACAAGAUGCUCAUUUUUGUACAUAAUUGUGUAAAAUUAGUAUUUUGUGUUUUACAUUGCUUUUAUUUAUACAUUUUAAAAGCUGUUUCCAGAUUUGUUGUAUGGACAAAAUGUUGAAAAUCAAAAUGUGAAUGUUCAAAACUUUAAUUUUUUAAUUUCUUUAUAUACAUGUUUCUUAAAUAGACUGACUUGAGAUUGUGCUUUUGAAUAUCAACACUGAUUAGAAUUAAUGCCACUGAACAAUUAAAUCAGUCUUCACUUUU